Messenger RNA from Chionomys nivalis (European snow vole), 1596 nucleotides. It is a transcript of the gene Coro1c, whose product is annotated as coronin 1C. Gene Ontology annotation, molecular function: actin filament binding. Gene Ontology annotation, biological process: actin filament organization; neural crest cell migration. The transcript is spliced from 11 exons. Lineage: Eukaryota; Metazoa; Chordata; Mammalia; Rodentia; Cricetidae. The coding region runs from base 152 to 1576 and encodes 474 amino acids. The record is from RefSeq and is a predicted model, not a curated record.
GCGGGACGCACGCGCGUGCCCGAGGUGCUGCGGCCGGAGAAUGGCCGUCUGCGGGCAGCGGGCACUUGGCGUUGGGCCCGCGUGUGAAGCCCGGGAUGACAGGAGCCGGCGGCGCUAAGUGUGCGGGACGCACGCGCGUGCCCGAGACACGAUGCGACGAGUUGUGCGGCAGAGCAAGUUCCGGCAUGUCUUUGGACAGGCGGUGAAAAACGACCAAUGCUAUGAUGACAUCCGAGUCUCCCGAGUGACCUGGGACAGUUCCUUUUGUGCUGUCAACCCCAGAUUUGUUGCCAUCAUCAUAGAAGCGAGUGGGGGAGGAGCCUUCCUGGUGCUUCCUCUGCACAAGACGGGGCGAAUUGACAAAUCCUAUCCUACGGUAUGUGGCCACACUGGGCCAGUGCUGGACAUAGACUGGUGUCCACAUAACGACCAGGUUAUUGCCAGCGGUUCAGAGGAUUGCACUGUUAUGGUUUGGCAGAUCCCAGAAAAUGGACUGACCCUUUCCCUGACUGAACCUGUGGUGAUUUUAGAAGGUCAUUCAAAGCGAGUUGGCAUCGUUGCCUGGCAUCCGACGGCCCGCAAUGUGCUUCUUAGUGCAGGCUGUGACAACGCCAUUAUCAUCUGGAAUGUGGGGACAGGGGAAGCCCUCAUCAAUUUGGACGACAUGCAUUCAGACAUGAUUUACAAUGUGAGCUGGAACCGCAAUGGCAGCCUCAUCUGCACAGCGUCCAAAGACAAGAAAGUGAGAGUCAUUGAUCCCAGGAAACAGGAGAUCGUGGCGGAGAAGGAAAAAGCACACGAAGGAGCCAGGCCCAUGCGUGCCAUCUUCCUGGCCGACGGCAACGUCUUCACUACUGGCUUUAGCCGCAUGAGUGAGCGGCAGUUGGCACUCUGGAACCCGAAAAACAUGCAGGAACCGAUCGCUCUUCAUGAGAUGGACACUAGCAAUGGGGUGCUGCUGCCUUUCUACGACCCAGACACCAGUAUCAUUUACUUGUGUGGAAAGGGUGACAGUAGUAUCCGCUAUUUUGAAAUCACGGACGAAUCCCCGUAUGUCCACUACCUCAACACAUUCAGCAGCAAGGAACCUCAACGAGGGAUGGGCUACAUGUCUAAGCGGGGACUUGAUGUCAACAAAUGUGAGAUUGCUAGGUUCUUCAAGCUUCAUGAGAGAAAGUGUGAACCUAUCAUCAUGACUGUCCCCAGGAAGUCUGACCUCUUCCAAGAUGACCUGUACCCUGACACAGCGGGGCCGGAAGCUGCGCUGGAAGCAGAGGAGUGGUUUGAGGGGAAGAAUGCAGACCCGAUUCUCAUCUCCUUGAAGCAUGGGUACAUUCCAGGCAAGAACAGGGAUCUCAAGGUGGUCAAGAAGAACAUUCUGGACAGCAAGCCAGCUGCAAAUAAGAAGUGCGAUCUCAUCAGUGCUCCCAAGAAGACCACAGACACAACCAGUGUGCAAAACGAAGCCAAAUUGGAUGAGAUUUUAAAAGAGAUCAAAUCCAUAAAAGACACAAUCUGCAAUCAAGACGAGCGCAUUUCGAAGUUAGAGCAGCAGCUGGCAAAGAUGGUGGUCUGAGGCCUGCCCACCUCCACAGU